UAGGAUACAGAGGAAGGGUUCCUGCUGCAUUGAUGGAUGCUGGGAUGCUGCCGGUGGAGCAUCUCCACCUGGAACAUGUUCUGCAGACUGUGUGUGUGUUGGAGUCAGUCAUCAUCUGCAGUUUUGGCCCUGAAGGAGGACAGGUGCUGUUCACCCGUGACACAGGACAGGCGAUGUUGAGCCGCAGUGGGACACGCAUUCUCACUGCGCUACGACUGGAGCAUCCAGUGGCCAGGAUGGUAGUGGAGUGUGUCUUGAAACACAGCUCUGUGACGGGCGAUGGAUCCAAGAGCUUUAUCCUUUUGCUGGCAUCAUUACUUCGGAUGAUUCAUAUAUCAGCCUGCAAAGAGCCUAAUGUGUCUCACACCUAUAACUCCAGGGAAGCCGCAGAGGCUGCUACUGCCAGUCACUUGGCUGGCGAAAUAUUGGCAUUUGCAUUAGAGGAGCUGGAGGAUCUCAUUGCCAUGGGAGUCGUCCCAUAUGGAUGCUGUCUUUCGUGGGAGGAUCUCACUGCACAAACACAAUCAUCAGCACACACAAACUCUAACAGUGUUCAAAAGCUGCUGUCAUCAUUCUUUCAAACACGUCUGGAUCCCACCCACUGUGACUUUAUUAGCAACCUCACCUGUGAACUGCUCACUCACUGGAAGUUUAAAAAUGGCCGACCUUCCACAUCACUUCAGUUUCUAAAUGACAACUUUCCUGCCUUGCAUACACCUGUAUCAGGCUUUCCUAUCACUUGUUCUCGUUUGAUUGAGGGGCAGGUCAUUCACAGGGACUUUGCUACACCCUGCCCUCAGACUGACCACCAGCCAGUUAAAGCUGUGGUUUUCACUGGGUGCCUGCAACCAAAAGUGCUCAGUGCAGGAGAAGUGCUAGAGCUGGGAUGUGGAGAGCUAGGAUUGGAGGAGAAUUCAAGGAAGCAGAGAAAUAUUGGUCAGUUUAGUGCAUGGGCAGAAAGGUCACUGGAGUGUGUCAUUGCAAACCUGCAGAGCCUGGGCGUCUCCGUGCUCCUGUCUGCAGUGAAGCAGUCGGCUUCCGGCCUGGCUUUAGCUGCACAGGCAGGGAUGUGCAUUGUGGAGUGUGUCAGUGAGGAUGAGCUGUCUCUCUUUGCCCAGCUAAGUGGGGCCACACCUGUCUCCGACUGCUGGAUGAUUGAACCAGAGCACGUUGCUACGCUGACCUUCUGCAGACCCAUACUGCUGGGAGCCCAUAGGUAUGUUCAUGUGGCUUUCCAUGAUUCAGAGGAAAGGGUCAAACCCUGUGGACUGGUCAUCUGUGGUGCAGGAGAAGGGCAAACUGACCAGUAUGCAUGUUCAUUUCAAGAUGCCAUCCGCAUGCUACAUUCAGCUUCGGAGCCCAUGGGUUUGACCGCAAAAACAGCUUCAAAGAGGAACUUUCAGUCAAAUGAAAGCUUGUAUUUACAUACAGACAAUCAAAUCCCCAGUGCACCGCCCUUCCAGCACUGUGUGUUGGAGCCCGGCUGUGUUGUACCUGCUGGUGGGACAUUUGAGUUUCUUUUAAACCAUAUCCUCAUACAGCAUGGUCGCAGCAGCUCAGUUUCUGAUGACACAGUUGUGGGUGUCCCUGCUGUUUGCCAGCUCUUGGCAAAUGCUCUAUUGAGCGUUCCCCAACAGAUUUACUCCCACAGUCCACAACAUUUCCUUCAGACUCAAACAAGGCUCCUGAGUUUUAUUCAGAAUCAUUCCCACCCUUUCAGCCUUGUAUACAAACAAGAAAACAACAAAAACCUCCUACAGGCUGGGGGUAGAAGUACUCUAGAGGAGCGUAAACAAAGCAUGCAUUGUUGUAGAGAAGCUGACAUGUCAUCAAAAGUUUUCAUGCCGGACUUGGGCCUUGAAUCUGUCUCCUGUAAAUACAAGCUGCUUCUGGCUGUGCUGCAGUGUGUUUCAAGUCUUCUCCAUGUGGACGCUGUGCUGCACACAUACACUGCCUUACACAAGCAGUCACGCAGACUUGCAAACAUUUCCUGGGAGGGCACAGAGGACGAGGCUGAAGAUUGAGAUUAUAUUGUGUCCCAUCUGUAAGCCAUAAACACAUUUUCUCUCAGUGCAUACCGCAUGCUGCACACACACUCAGGUAUCAUUCAUAAGUUAGAGGAAAUAAUUUGCAAUUUGAUGCGGAUUGUUAAAGCAAUUUUCUGACGGUGACACCCAUUUUUAAAUAAUUUAUUUCCCUCACAACAAUAUAUUUGUGAUGCACAUUUGUAAUGCAAGUUUAUACUUUCACUGAGAUAAUAAAUUACAUUUAAUGGCA
Plectropomus leopardus (leopard coralgrouper) is the source of this 2277-nucleotide messenger RNA. RefSeq names its product Bardet-Biedl syndrome 10 (gene bbs10). The record is from RefSeq and is a predicted model, not a curated record. Gene Ontology annotation, molecular function: ATP binding. Gene Ontology annotation, biological process: chaperone-mediated protein complex assembly. Lineage: Eukaryota; Metazoa; Chordata; Actinopteri; Perciformes; Serranidae.